AUGCCAUCAUCUACCAUCGCACCCAAGUCUAAACCUCUCCCACAGGGUAUUUACCCACCCGUCAUUUCGCUGUACAAGGCCACGCCUCGCCAAGAAAUUGAUCUAGAUGCGUCUUGCAAGUUUUUUUCACAUUUGAUCCGAGGAGGGGUUCACGGUCUUGUGUUAGCUGGAACUAAUGCAGAGGCCGCUCUGCUCUCUCCCGAGGAACGCAAAGAACUAGUGAAGGUCGCGAAGAAGGCUGCCGCAGAUCUUGGUCGCCCUGAUUUAGCUGUGAUUGCUGGAAUUAGUGGUCAAUCAACAAACGAGUCAAUUCGCCUGGCUGAAGAUGCAUUGAGUGCGGGCGCUGAUUACGGGUUGUUACUCCCGCCAAAUUAUUGGGCCAAAGCUGUCACCAAAGACGUAAUUCUCAGUUUUUAUCGCGAUGUUGCGGAUGCGACCGCACUUCCGAUCGUUAUUUAUAGUUUCCCUGCGGUAUGCAAUGGCAUUGACAUGAACUCAGACACCCUAUCCGAGCUUGCAGAACAUCCGAACAUCGUUGGUGUCAAGUUAACCUGUGGAAAUGCCGGAAAAGUGACAAGGCUCACUGCGGAAUAUACUCAUGCCCAGUUUGGGGUUUAUGCGGGCUCUUCGGACUGGUUACUUCCUUGUUUAGCUGGCGGAGGAAGUGGAUGUGUGACUGGCAUCGCCAAUAUCUUCCCAAAGUCUGUCGUUCAGCUAUAUGAAUUGUGGAGCUCAGGGAGAUUUGAAGAAGCGAAACAGUUGCAGGGAUUUAUAGCCCAGGCUGAGAAGGCAUGUAAGGAAGGCAUUGCGCCUACGAAGUAUGGAGCCUUUCAUUAUGCUGGUCCGACUGCUGGAUUGAAUGAUCCAAAAACCUUCUGGCCUCGCAAGCCAUACACACCUUGUGGAUCAGACAAAGCUGCUUGGGUAGAGAAAGUGAUGGAGCAUUUGGUGAAAAUUGAGGGAGCCUUGCCUGAUGCUGUAUAG
This is a messenger RNA of Penicillium angulare, 984 nucleotides long. Its product is annotated as dihydrodipicolinate synthase family protein. Bases 1 to 984 code for a protein of 327 amino acids. The transcript is spliced from 2 exons. NCBI's taxonomy places the organism in Eukaryota, Fungi, Ascomycota, Eurotiomycetes, Eurotiales, Aspergillaceae. The record is from RefSeq and is a predicted model, not a curated record. Gene Ontology annotation, molecular function: 4-hydroxy-tetrahydrodipicolinate synthase activity.